Phaeoacremonium minimum UCRPA7 is the source of this 1140-nucleotide messenger RNA. RefSeq names its product putative alcohol dehydrogenase 1 protein. The coding region runs from base 1 to 1140 and encodes 379 amino acids. Lineage: Eukaryota; Fungi; Ascomycota; Sordariomycetes; Togniniales; Togniniaceae. The record is from RefSeq and is a predicted model, not a curated record. The transcript is spliced from 2 exons. Gene Ontology annotation, molecular function: oxidoreductase activity; zinc ion binding.
AUGACCAAGCACUCUCACAGAGCCGCAUCACCAGCAGCCACAUAUCAACACCGCAGCAAGCGUCAAGAAACCACCAUGACCCAAGUCCAGAUCCCAACCGAGCAGUGGGCUCAGGUCGUCGAGAAGACCGGCGGACCCGUUGUCUACAAGAAGAUCCCAGUACAGCAGAAGCCCGGUCCCGAUGAGGUCCUGGUCAAUGUCAAGUACUCUGGUGUGUGCCACACCGAUUUGCACGCCAUGUUGGGCGAUUGGCCCCUGGCGACCAAGUUACCCCUUGUCGGUGGCCACGAAGGCGCUGGCGUCGUCGUCGCUCGCGGCGAUCUCGUCACAGACGUUGAGCUUGGCGACCAUGUCGGCAUCAAGUGGCUCGGCGGCUCAUGUCUGGCCUGCUCUUUCUGCCAGCAGGCAGACGAGCCCCUUUGCCCCCACGCUCUUCUCUCCGGCUACACCGUCGACGGUUCCUUCCAGCAGUACGCCAUUGCUAAAGCAGCCCACGUUGCCCGUAUCCCCAAGGAGGUCUCCCUAGAGGCCGUUGCCCCAGUCCUGUGUGCCGGUAUCACGGUCUACAAAGGCCUGAAGGAGUCCGGUGUCCGCCCAGGACAGUGGGUCGCCAUCGUCGGUGCUGGCGGUGGUCUCGGCAACAUGGCCAUCCAGUACGCCAAGGCCAUGGGUCUGCACACGAUCGCCAUCGACGGCGGUGCUGAGAAAGGAGCUGCUACCAAGGCUCUCGGCGCCGAGGCCUACGUUGACUUCACAACCUCCAAGGACCUGGUUGCCGAUGUCAAGGCCGCUACUCCCGAUGGCACUGGCCCGCACUCCGCCAUCCUUCUCGCUGUCUCCGAGAAACCCUUCCAACAGGCCGCCGACUAUGUCCGACCACGUGGCUCAGUCAUUUGCAUCGGUCUCCCAGCCGGCGCCAGACUCUCUGCGCCCGUCUUCGACACCGUCAUCAAGAUGAUCUCGAUCAAGGGCAGCUACGUCGGUAACCGACAGGACACUGCCGAGGCUCUCGACUUCUUCGCCCGUGGUCUGAUCAAGGCACCAUACAAGGUCAUCGGCCUCAGCGAGCUCCAGAGUGUCUACGACAUGAUGCACGCCGGCAAUGUCGUCGGUCGCUACGUUGUCGACAACAGCCGAUAA